GCAAACUUGAUAGUGUAAAGCCCUACCUGUCAUACACCCCAACCUCUCGUGCACUACUAAUCUCUCACUCCAUAAUCCAUAUACUUCCCUUGGACUUCCUCACUUCCAUUCCAUUUAAAAAUAAAUACAAAAAACAAACUUCAAUAAUCAAAAAUCUAAUGCUCACCAUCCAUCCAAACCUCAAGCAGCCAUGGCACCCACCAAAACCACUCCCACUCAAAUCCAAGGCUCCCCAUUUCAGAAUCCCAAUCCUCAACACCCUUUCUGAGAACAACCCAAUAGCCCAAAAAUCAGGCCAAAUCAGACGCCAAGUCCUUAACCCAGAAGGCAGAACAAAACUGAACCCAAAAUCAGACAGAGAAUUCUAUGCUUUCCCCAGAUUUGUGACCCAUGUGGACAACAAUUUCAUUUCCACAUUGACUGACCUCUACAGAGAAAGGUUGAGCCCUGGCUCGGAGGUUCUUGACCUCAUGAGCUCGUGGGUUAGCCAUCUACCCAAAGAAGUUGAGUACAAGAAAGUGGUGGGGCAUGGGAUUAAUGCCCAAGAACUGGCCAAGAACCCUAGACUUGAUUACUUCUUUGUGAAGGAUUUGAAUCAAGAUCAGACACUUGAGUUGGAGAGUUGCAGUUUGGAUGCUGUGGUUUGUACUGUGAGUGUGCAGUAUCUUCAACAGCCUGAAAAGGUAUUUGCAGAGGUAUUUCGUGUGCUUAGGCCAGGAGGUGUGUUCGUAGUAAGUUUCAGCAGCAGAAUGUUCUACGAGAAAGCCAUUGCCGCAUGGAGAGAGGGGACCGGCUACAGUCGGGUACAACUGGUAAUGCAGUACUUCCAAUGCAUUGAAGGAUUCACACAGCCAGAAAUCAUACGAAAGUUACCCGGGACUGGUGGAGCUAAACAAGAGGGAGGGCCUUUAGGUUGGAUUGUGAGGUUGCUGGGAUUGAUGUCCGGAUCAGACCCUUUCUAUGCCGUUAUAGGUUACAAGAACUUCAAACCCGUUUACGAAUGAAUCCCAUUUCUUGAAGGCCACAAAUUUGUGCAUAUUUUUAUGUGCUAAUAUUCCUAGUUCUUCUUUAUAUACAGUAUCUGAGAUCAUAUUAUUGCCAUUCAAUUUCUCUGCUUUUUCUCUC
This is a messenger RNA of Rhododendron vialii, 1125 nucleotides long. RefSeq lists its product as uncharacterized. The coding region runs from base 159 to 1004 and encodes 281 amino acids. Gene Ontology annotation, molecular function: S-adenosylmethionine-dependent methyltransferase activity. The record is from RefSeq and is a predicted model, not a curated record. NCBI's taxonomy places the organism in Eukaryota, Viridiplantae, Streptophyta, Magnoliopsida, Ericales, Ericaceae. The transcript has 2 exons.